This is a messenger RNA of Ochotona princeps (American pika), 977 nucleotides long. RefSeq names its product cyclin-dependent kinase 4 inhibitor B. The transcript is spliced from 2 exons. Gene Ontology annotation, biological process: regulation of cyclin-dependent protein serine/threonine kinase activity; negative regulation of cell population proliferation. Lineage: Eukaryota; Metazoa; Chordata; Mammalia; Lagomorpha; Ochotonidae. Gene Ontology annotation, molecular function: cyclin-dependent protein serine/threonine kinase inhibitor activity; protein kinase binding. The record is from RefSeq and is a predicted model, not a curated record. Bases 235 to 651 code for a protein of 138 amino acids. Gene Ontology annotation, cellular component: nucleus.
UUGCUGGACACCAGAAAGAACCUGGAGCUGACCCCAGGCCGCUUGACCAUUGCUUUGACUCCCAAGCCGCAGAAGCACAGCAAGAGGGGACUGAAUCUGGGUUGAGCUAUCCUGGGGAAGGAAGAGUAAGUCGAGUGGCCCAGGAGGGAAAGUGGUCCAGGAGGGAAGAGUGUCCCUAAAAACUCUGGGCCAGCACAAGGUUCUCCUGGCCACCCUGUGUCUGGGGACUGUGGAAUGCAACCAGAGGACAAGGGCAUGCUUGGUGGUGGAGGCAACGAUGGGGGUCUGGCCAGCGCCGCAGCGCGGGGACAAGUGGAGACGGUGCGGCAGCUCCUGGAAGCCGGCGUGGAUCCCAACGGAGUCAACCGCUUCGGGAGGCGCCCGAUUCAGGUCAUGAUGAUGGGCAACACCCGCGUGGCCGAGCUCCUGCUGCUCCACGGUGCCGAGCCCAACUACGCCGACCCCGUCACCCUCACCCGACCGGUGCACGACGCCGCCCGGGAGGGCUUCUUGGACACGCUGGUGGCGCUGCACCGGGCCGGGGCGCGGCUGGACGUGCGCGACGCGUGGGGCCGCCUGCCCGUGGACCUGGCUGAAGAGAAGGGCCAUCGCUAUGUAGCACGGUACCUGCGCGCGGCUGCGGGGGACUGAGGGCGGUGCAGUGCGGCCGCCCACAACGAAGUUUUCCCCUCGCCAAUACCCUACCCCUACCCAGUUCCAAGAGUGCCCCGAAAGUGGAGCAGCUCGUGGAGCUUUCUUGGGCUGCUAGAGUCCCAGAGGAAGGAGGGGCCUCCCGGGAAUGAGAUCAAACUCGUUUACAAACUCAAGAUCCAACCUUUGGCACUUACCUUGAAGCCAAACGCGGAGACUUGGCCCUGUGUACUUUCCGCGAGAUUGAGGAAGCAGUGUAGCUGCAGGUUCUCUGGCGGAAAGUGCACGUGAGGUCUUGGAGCUACCCCUGGUGCCGGCCAGUCUUC